UAAAAAAAUGCCGUCGCCAACGUUAGCCAUUUUUCUAGUCAUCGUUGGAACUCUAUGCUCAAUAAUCCUCAUCCGGCGUGCCUCUCAAAGCCACAACAAACAUGUUCAGAAGCUUCCGCCGGGCCCAUGGCCCCUACCAGUCAUCGGAAGCCUUCACAUGCUGACCACCCUGCCUCACCGUGGCCUCCAAAAGCUAGCGAAAAAGUAUGGACCAAUCAUGUCCCUGCGGCUUGGCAACGUCCUAACCGUCGUCGUUUCCUCCCCCGAAGCCGCAGAGCUGUUCCUCAAGACAAACGACUCUGUUUUCGCUAGCCGGCCCAAGCUGCAGGCCACCGAGUACAUGUGGUACGGCACCAAAGGCAUGGCAUUCAAAGCCUAUGGUUCGUACUGGCGGAGCGUGAGGAAGCUGUGCACGCUCCAUCUGCUGAGCUCGUCAAAGAUUGUAUCGUUCGCGGAGCUAAGGAAGGAAGAUAUUAGGUCUAUGAUGGAGGGCCUUAAGAGGGCGGCGGUUGCGCGUGAGGUUGUUGACAUAAGUAAGUUGGUGGGGGAGGUCAUUGCCAAUAUCUCGUGUAGGAUCAUACUGGGGAAAGUAAGGAACGACAUCGAUGGCUUGACGGGACUCGUUGGGGAGGCAUUAGCCUUAGGCGGAGCUGUCAAUAUUGCUGAUUACGUGCCAUAUCUAGCUCAAUUUGAUCUCCAGGGUUAUACACGACGCAUGAAAAGAGUUAGUGUGAACAUGAACAAAAUGUUAGAGAAGAUAAUCAUCGAGCAUGAACAAGAAGCAAUAUUAUUACUAAAUGAGCAAGAAGAAGAACAUGGCAUGCAUAAGGGUUUUGUCGAUGUUUUGCUCUCCUUAAUGAACCAACCCAUGAAUCCUCAAGAUGAGAAGUUCCACAUAAUUGAUCGAACAGAUAUCAAAGCCAUCUUACUAGACAUGAUUUCAGCAUCAUUUGACACAUCGGCCACAGCUAUCGAAUGGACAUUAUCCGAGCUUCUGAGGAAUCCUAGAGUGAUGGAAACUCUUCAAGGCGAGCUAGAAAGUGUGAUUGGGAUGGACCAAAUGGUGGAAGAGAAGGAUAUAGGGAUGUUAGAAUACUUGGAUUUGGUGGUGAAAGAGAGCUUUAGACUACACCCAGUUGGCCCAUUAUUAAUUCCACAUGAAUCCAUGCAGGACAUUACUAUUAAAGGAUAUCAUAUACCGAAGAAAUCGAGAAUUAUUGUGAAUACUUGGGCAAUAGGAAGAGAUCCAAAAGUGUGGUCUGAAGAUGUGGAAGAAUUUUAUCCCGAAAGAUUCGUUGGUAGCAAUAAUAUAGACAUGAAAGGACGUGACUUUAGGUUGCUUCCAUUCGGGUCAGGUCGUAGAGGGUGCCCCGGAAUGCAAUUGGGUCUUGUCAACGUUCAACUUGUUCUUGCUCAGAUGUUGCACUGUUUUAAUUGGGAGCUUCCUUAUGGUACAAAUGCUGAAGACCUUGACAUGCUUGAGAAGUUUGGUCUGUCUAUGGGUAGAGCUAAUCACUUGCUUUCUAAGCCCACAUAUCGUCUCCUUUUCUAAAUUAUGUCUACUA
Humulus lupulus (European hop) is the source of this 1565-nucleotide messenger RNA. Its product is annotated as cytochrome P450 CYP736A12-like. The record is from RefSeq and is a predicted model, not a curated record. Gene Ontology annotation, molecular function: oxidoreductase activity, acting on paired donors, with incorporation or reduction of molecular oxygen; iron ion binding; monooxygenase activity. The coding region runs from base 8 to 1552 and encodes 514 amino acids. The transcript is spliced from 2 exons. NCBI's taxonomy places the organism in Eukaryota, Viridiplantae, Streptophyta, Magnoliopsida, Rosales, Cannabaceae.